GCUGCAGACGAACAGAAGGAACAGAAGAUGGAGAGACUAAUCUGGAUCCUGGCUGCCUUUGGCCUCAGUUCGACCUCCAGGCUUCCUGAGCAUAAAUUCGUUUUUGUGGAUGAGCUGAAGAACUGGACUGAAGCUCGGCGUUUCUGCAGAGAGACGUACAUAGACCUGGCAACCCUGGAGAGCCAGCAGGAAGUGGAGGCUCUGAAUGACCUGGCAACGUCAGUAAGCAAAACCUCCAAGGUUCCUGAUCCACUGACCGCUCAGAAUGAGGGACGAUCACUGGCCUGGAUCGGACUGUACGAUGAUGUGAACAGCUGGAGGUGGUCCAUGUCAGACUCAGACGUCUACCAACACGAAGAGAAGGAGUUCAGCAACUGGCAGGCUGGACAACCGAACAACGCCGGCGGACAAGAGAACUGUGGAGAGAUGAACGCUGAUGGGUCCUGGAACGAUGCGUCCUGCUCUAAAGGCCAAGAUACAAUCUGCCUUCAGCUCAACGGAUCAAGUGUGAUCCUGCAGAUCCUGAACUGGACCGAAGCUCAGAGCUACUGCAGAAAACAUCACACAGACCUGGCCAGAGUGAGGAGCCUGGCAGAGAACCAGCAGGCCAGCAACAGCUUCCCAAGAGGAAACGUUUGGAUCGGUUUGUUCAGAGACUCCUGGAAGUGGGUGGGAGCCAAGAACUUCUCAUUUAGGUUCUGGAACAAAGGAAACAAUGAACCCGGUAACAACGGGAAAGAGGAAUGUGCAGCGGCUCACUUUGGGAGAUCUGGCCAAUGGGAAGACUGGCCCUGUGACCAACACAAAGCCUUUGUUUGCUAUAGCGAGCUGUGUGGAAACGCCUCACAUCCUGGGCGUAAAUACUUUUUUGUUGGUGAGAUGAAGAACUGGACUGAAGCUCAGAGUCACUGCAGAGAACAUUACGGGAACCUGGCAGUGAUGGAGAACAUGGAGGAUGUGGAAACUCUGAACAACAUGGCAGCAUCUCUGGGAUUCACAUCCGCAGCCUGGAUUGGGUUGUACGAUGACGUGAACAGCUGGAGGUGGUCGGUUUCUGAAUCUGACUUGGACAAACAUCAGGAGAAACACUUCACAAAUUGGAACCCUGGUGAGCCAAACAACGAGGCAGGAAAAGAAAGUUGCGUGGAAAUGGUGGAUGAUGGGUACUGGAAUGAUGUACCUUGCUCUAAAUUGCAAGGUUCAAUCUGCUCACAGGUCAGAGGCUCAGAUGUUCAGUUUACCUUAAUUAAUGUCAACAUGAACUGGACUGCGGCUCAGAGCUACUGCAGAAACCAUUACACAGACCUGGCCAGAGUCAGAAACAUGACAGACAUCCAGAACAUCAAGGUGCUGAUACCAGCAGGAAAAAAAGUUUGGAUUGGUUUCCACAGACCUUUCUGGAUGUGGGUGGAUGGAAGCAGCUUCUCGUUUAGCUACUGGGGAUCCAGUGAACCUAAUGGAGCAGGUGAGAACUGCGCUUUAGCAGACCUGGGAAACUCUGGACGGUGGGAGGACUGGGACUGCGAUGGACACAGGCCGUUCAUUUGCUACAGUGUGGUUUGUGGGAACUCAACACUUCCUACACGCGAGUAUAUAAUCGUCGAUGAGCUGAAGACGUGGACAGAAGCUCAGAGAUACUGCAGAGAAAAUCACAAAGACCUGGCAACCAUCACCAGCAUGGAGGAUGUGAGGAACGUCACGGCAACAUCUGCAGGAAGAACCAAUCGGACCUGGAUCGGACUGCAUGAAGACGUGAACAGCUGGAGGUGGUCCAUGUCAGACCAGUAUCAGAACCAGUUCAGGAACUGGGCAGCUGGAGAACCUGACAAUAAGUUGGGCAGAGAGAGCUGCGGUGCACUAAGUGCUGAUGGAUCCUGGUACGAUGUGUCCUGCUCUCAAACCUUAGCCACGGUUUGCUUCAAUGUCAGCGGAACAAACGCUACGUUUUACUACAGCAGCACCAAACGGAACUGGACUGAAGCUCAGAGCUUCUGCAGAGAGCAUUACACAGACCUGGCCAGCGUGAGAAACCCGUCUGACAACGAGGCGAUCCGGGGUUCGGUCCACAGAGCGGCCUGGCUGGGUCUGUACCGAGACUCCUGGAAGUGGGCGGAUGGAAGGAACUCCUCGUUCAGGAACUGGAACCGAGACGAAACCCAACAACAACGGGAAGGAGGAAUGCGCUGCUGCUCACUUUGGGAACGCUGGGAAAUGGCAGGACUGGAACUGCAGCGAGAAGAAAGCCUUCGUUUGUUACACUGCGGUCCAGUCAAAGCAUGUGGUGAAACUGCAGCUGGUGCUUCCAUCGUCUGUGACGGAGGACGACUCUGCCAUGAUGGAGGAACUCCUGAUCAAGCUGAAACAGAAGCUGCAGGACGAUGGAGUAAAAGGAGACGUGAAACUGAGCUGGAGGAAACAAUCAGACGGAAAAAUCCUCCACAAACCAAAGAAGAAGAAAGAUGA
Poeciliopsis prolifica (blackstripe livebearer) is the source of this 2463-nucleotide messenger RNA. RefSeq names its product macrophage mannose receptor 1-like. Lineage: Eukaryota; Metazoa; Chordata; Actinopteri; Cyprinodontiformes; Poeciliidae. The transcript is spliced from 12 exons. Bases 28 to 2463 code for a protein of 811 amino acids. The record is from RefSeq and is a predicted model, not a curated record.